AUGGAGAGGCAGCCGGCCGGCGGCGACGACGUCAACCUGGACCUGCGCCUCGUCCACCACCAGUCGGCGUCCGGCGGCAACGGCGGCAUGGGCAGGCAGCACCAGCAGCACCACCACCUACCACCGGUAGUGGCCGCCGAUCCCGACCGCACCUUCUCGUGCACCUACUGCCGGCGCAAGUUCUUCAGCUCGCAGGCGCUGGGCGGCCACCAGAACGCGCACAAGCUGGAGCGCAGCCUCGCCAAGCGCAGCCGCGAGCUCUCCGGCGCCGUCGCGGUCGUCAGUGCGGCCAUCUCCUCCUCCUCCGCUGCGGCAGCCCCGCCCACGCCGCCGCCGGCGGCGGCCUCCGAGCUCGGUGGCUGGUACCCGGCGGCGCACGCGGGAGGAGGCCCAGGGGACCAGCAGGCAGCCGCGGCGGCCGUCGUGAGCUGGAUCGCCGACGGCGGCCGGCGGUACGCCUACCGCGUGCAAGCCGCCGCGGCGGCCGGCGACGCCGCCGACGACAUCGACCUGUCGCUCAAGCUGUAA
Miscanthus lutarioriparius is the source of this 528-nucleotide messenger RNA. Lineage: Eukaryota; Viridiplantae; Streptophyta; Magnoliopsida; Poales; Poaceae. The record is from the annotation of a GenBank genome assembly.